GAAGGUUCUAGACUAACUCAGCUGAGGCAGGUAUAAGGGCAGGAGCGCACUAUCUCAUACUGCUCUCAGGGGCCCCCAGCCUCUUGACUCAUCUUCUCCCAGAGGGCCACAGUCUCCAUCCUGACCCCACCUUCUUCCCAAAGACCUUUCCUUUUACUCACCUCCCUAAGUCCCACAACCUCUAAGUCCUUACCUACUCUGGCCGAAAGCCUUCUGUCCCUCCAUCUGUCCCCAGUCCCUGCAGCUUCCUGGCCUGGGUUACUUGCUUCCCUCCAGCCAACCUCUCAGCCACCCUGGCCUUGAUGUCCAAUUCUGGGCAGUCACAUAGGCGCUGAUACCGUAACCUGAACUACAGGUAGUAACUGCUGGUGAAGCCAUGUCAGAGCCAGCCGACAGUCCCUCACCAGGGCUUUCACCUUCACAACUGAGCACGGUCACGCUCGAGGACCUGGAGCUUCUCUUAACAGAAGGCCUAGCCAGCCCUGAGCCCUUGAGUGUGGAAACCUCAGAGAGGUAUGAGUGUGGUGGCCUGGCGUCCAGCUCCUUGGUCCCUGAACAUGACACCCCUAAGCAGCGGAAACAGCUGGAACAGUGGGUAGCCGAGCUGCAGGCUGAGGUGGUUCACCUGAGGAGGCACAAGGAACGUUGUGAGCAGGCCACACUGGGCCUGCUCCGUGAGCUCCUGCAGGUUCGUGCCCGUGUGCAGCUGCAGGCCUCAGAGCUGCGACAGCUGAGGCAAGAAGUGCAGCAGGCAGCUUGGAGCCCUGAGAAGGAGGCGCUAGAGUUGUCUGGGCCCCAGAGCCAGAACCAGAUACAAGUCCUGGACAAAAGGCUGGUGGAAGUCCGAGAGGCUUUGACACAGAUCAGGAGGACACAGGUGCUACAGGACUCAGAACGAAAAUGUUCCGAGCAGGAGAUAAACCUCAGGGUGACCAAGCUGACUGACUUGCUGAGGCAAGAGGAGAAGGGCCGGGGAGCAGCCUGCAGCACCCUACAAAAGAACCAGGAGGACACCAGCCAAAAGGUGGACCAUGGGUUGGCCAAGAUGCAGGACCAGGUGACUGAAUUCGGUGAGGAGAUGAGCAUCCGCUUCCUAAAGAGGGAGGCCAAACUAUGCAGUUUUCUGCAGAAGUGUUUCCUGGCCAUGGAGCAGAGAAUGAAGUCUUCAGAGAGCGCACGACUCAUGGCAGAAAGCAGCCUUCGAGAGGAACUGGAAAGCCGCUGGAAGAAGCUACAGGAACUGAUGGAGGAGCGUCUGCGGGCACAUCGUGAGCAGGAGGAGGAGGGCCGCCUGCUGGAGCAGUGCCGGGGCCUGGACAAAGCCGUGGUCUAUCUGACCAAGUUUGUGCGACAAAACCAGGUGUCGCUGAAUCGUGUCCUGCUGGCUGAACAGAAGGCUCGGGAGGCCAAGGUGAGUUUGGAGGAGAGCCAGGCCGGGGAGCUGGCCUCGUAUGUCCACGAGAAUCUGGAGGCUGUGCAGAUGGCUGGCCAGCUAGCCCAGCAGGAAACGCAGGGUGCACUGCAGCUGCUCCAAGAGAAGAGCCAGGUCCUAGAGGGGUCGAUGGCAGGGCUGGACCAGCAGCUGAAGGACCUGAGUGACCACUAUCUAGCUCUCAACUGGAAGUUAGACCUGCAGGAGCAAACAUUAGGCCUGAAGCUGUCUCAGGUGCAGGCUGCUUGGGAAGGCAUGGAGAGGGAGUCCCUACAGAAUCAUGCCCAGUGGUUGAAAGAGGUCUCAACUCACUUGCAGGAGAUGCAAGAAAAAGUGAACAGCCUGCCCCAGCAGAUAGAAAGUAUCUCCAACAAAUGUGUUCUUCUCAAGAAUGAUGUGGACCUGAAGAUCUCUGCUGAGGGCAAGACCAGAGAGUUUGAGGUUGAGGCUGUGCGACAGGAGCUAGCCACCCUGCUGAUGUCUGUGCAGUUUCUGAAGGAGGAGAACCCUGGACGGAAGAUUGCGGAGAUCCAGGGCCAACUGGCCACGUUUCAGAAGCAAAUGAUAAAGUUAGAGAACAGCCUCCAGGCCAACAAGACCAUCCAGAACCUGAAGUUUAAUAACGAGACCAAGCUGCGCACAGAGGAAAUUGCAACUCUGCGUGAGAGCAUGCUGAGCCUGUGGAGCGAGGAGGGCCCCUGGCCGCUGACACUGGGCAGCAAGCGGGUAUUCAUGUCCCUGGUGAGGCAGCGGUUCUUCAUCAAGGACCUAGCCCUGGGCGAGCUGGUCCCUGUGAACUCCUGGGGCGUGUAUCAGGCUGUGAGGUGGCUUCAGUGGAAGACAGUCCUCUUGAACUUGGUGGUCCAUCAAAGGCCAGGAGCAAUCUCGGAGAUGACCCACUGGAAGCCUGCAGUCCAGAUCACGUCUCUGACCCUGUCCCAGAAAUAAACACGCCAGUUCUUUAACA
Molecule: messenger RNA, 2399 nt
Organism: Mesocricetus auratus (golden hamster)
Lineage: Eukaryota; Metazoa; Chordata; Mammalia; Rodentia; Cricetidae
Gene: Ccdc154
Product: coiled-coil domain containing 154
Exons: 17
Coding region: 377-2380 (667 amino acids)
Biological process (GO): bone mineralization involved in bone maturation
Source: RefSeq, a predicted model, not a curated record